AAUGAAUAUCCCAUAUCUAACUCUAAGUGACCCAUUUAGGGCGCGUUUGGCUUAAUGAAGGGUGGGGGUGAAGAUGGAUAGAGUUUGAUAGUUUCACAAUAAUCAUCCUAAUCACUCUAAAAGCCCUUGAUCGAAUCGGAAGGGAGGCGAAAAAACCCAACCAAACGCACUCACUAUCUUUUAAUCGUGUUUUUUUCUCUAUAUAUUCACACUUUUAAGCUGCGGGCAGGCAUGGGAAAUCAGCAGCAGGGUUUCCCGCCGAUCCGAGCAAAAGUGGUUAAGCCGAAAGCGGUGGCGGCGCAGGAGAAGACAAGAACGCCGCCGGCCCUUUGUCGGGAAAAAACCUUGGCCAAGUAGAAAGCAACAUCGAAGGUGAUCUUGUGGCCGUCCUGGGCGAGGAGGCGGCGGCUUUUUCCGAAGAAUGCGAGGAGUACGAUGACGGUGAUCCAGGUAACGAUGGUUGUCCGGACGGCAAUGGCGAGCAGGACAGCGGCGGCGAUGAGGAGGAGUGAAAUGGCGGCGGCGGUGGUCAUCCUGGGAAUGAGGGAGAAGGAGAGGGAUUGGAAGAAUUUGUUGUGUGUGGAGGGGACGAUGAUGAGGGAAUUUAUCUGCUUGAGGAGAAAAUCUAAGGAAUGAUAGGCGGGGCGGGUGAGCGUGGGAUAACGAGGGAGGCAUAUGGCUGUGAUGUGGGCUGCACAUGGCAUGGCCGGACAGUUGGGUCUUGUGGCCUUCUGCAUUACUACCUAGUCAGUCAUGUGUGGUAUCUAGAUUCAGGUUGCUCCACACACAUGACUCGGAAGAAAGAGCUGUUGAGCAACUACAUCGACAAGUUCGGUGGAAAAGUGAGAUUUGGAAACAAUGAGUCUGCUCCUAUCCUUGGAUACGGAGAUAUCUGUAACAGGAAGGUUACAAUCAAAGAUGUGUCAUACGUUGUUAGAUUGAUGCACAACCUGUUUUGC
Molecule: messenger RNA, 959 nt
Organism: Cuscuta epithymum
Lineage: Eukaryota; Viridiplantae; Streptophyta; Magnoliopsida; Solanales; Convolvulaceae
Source: the annotation of a GenBank genome assembly